Messenger RNA from Acaromyces ingoldii, 4621 nucleotides. Its product is annotated as DNA/RNA polymerase. Gene Ontology annotation, cellular component: mitochondrial DNA-directed RNA polymerase complex. The record is from RefSeq and is a predicted model, not a curated record. Gene Ontology annotation, biological process: mitochondrial transcription. The transcript has a single exon. Lineage: Eukaryota; Fungi; Basidiomycota; Exobasidiomycetes; Exobasidiales; Cryptobasidiaceae. Bases 1 to 4497 code for a protein of 1498 amino acids. Gene Ontology annotation, molecular function: DNA-directed RNA polymerase activity; mitochondrial promoter sequence-specific DNA binding.
AUGCUGUCACGGAUCAGCAUUGCCAGGGGAGCGGCGUCUGCGGCGGCGCGGCGGCGGGCGAUGGCUGCGCGCGCAGCGUCGUCGUCGUCGUCGUGGGCGCUCCAGCAGACGGCUGCGGUUCGGUCAGCCGCGGCAGCGACGGCGGCAGCAGCUGCGACGGCGCCUGGGACGGCCGAAACGAGUGGGAGCGCAAUGGGCCGCUACCAGCCGCUGGGAUUGGGCGCAAGUAGCAGUCAUAGCGGGAGCAGCAGCAGCAGGCGGACAAUGCUGCCGACGCCACUGCCCGAGCACGUCGUCGACUCGCACGCGGAUGCGCUCCGGCGUGCGGCAAACGGCAAGCGCACGAGGACGCGGAGCAGCAGCCAGGGCCAGCUGAGCUUUGGCGAGUUGAGCGGGGCGACGCUGCACGCCCUCGACGACGAGCACGCCAUCUUCCCGCCGAGCAAGUCGCUCGAGAGCAUCUCGAUUCUGCGCGCGUGCAUCAGCACCGGCAUGGUCGGCCGCGCCAACAAGAUCUUCAGCGACGUGCGUGCCGAGGCCUCGUACCGUGCCGCACAGGCGAGCUACUCUGCCGCUGCUUCAGCCACUCCUUCAUCUUCCUCGUCGUCUGCUGCACGAUCACCGUCGCCGCUCGACGUCGAGACGUACAACGCCAUGCUGGCCAUGUACCUCUCCCAGGCCUGGCGCGAGGACAGCGCUGCGAACCGGUCGCUGUGGGUCGAGCGCAGCUGGGACCUGUUUGCGCACAUGGAGAGCGGCGUCGACGGCGAGGGCAACAUCAAUGCCGACCCAUCGCCCAACGAGGCGACGAUUGCCGUGCUGGCCAAGGGCGUCGUGCGCAUGCUGCGCACCAACCGCUACCCCUCGCGGCACAACUCGCUCGCCUACCUGCUCGCGAGCGUGCGCCGCCUCGGCCUCGAUCUCCACGACGUCGUCCUGAACCCUUACAUGACACGGUCCGACGACGAUGCUGCUUCUGGUGGCCUCGACCACCUCGUCGUCACCCGGCGUGGCACUGGCCGCGAGAUGGAGCCCGACGCCCGCACCGUACUCCAGUAUCUCGUCGCCGCCGCUGCCGACGCGGCCGACGUUGCAGCCUCGGCCGAGCUCGACCGCGCCGCACGGACCCUCGACGCCGCGGCGCAGCAGACGGCCAGCGACGAGGCAGGCCAUGCCAUGGGCGAGCAGCAGCAGGCACAGGGCACGGCUGAGCAGCAGCAGCAGCUCACGCCGCUGCGGCCCGUCCAGGCACGCUCGCGCAAGACAGGCGAGGAAGAGGUGCCGUUCAACCUGCAGCUGCUCCAGGAGAACCUCAACGUGGUGCACGAGGCACGGGCCACGUUCAGCGACCCGUACGAGCGCCAGAAGUGGCUCGAGGAGAGCGCACUGGAGGCGGCCAAGAAGCGCCUCGCCUUCAAUGCGUCGAACCUCGAGGAGCUGGGCCUGCACAAUGCGGGCAAGCUGCAGUCGCGCCAGCUGCAGGAGUGGAUGUGGGCCUGGUUCAAGCGACUCGAGACGCGGCUGCAGGACGACCUCGAGGCAAUUCGGGCGCGCGAGGCUCAGCGCACCUCGUAUGGCAGCCGCGGCACCCCGCUCGAGGUCGAGGUCCUGCCCUUUCUCCAGCUCGUCGAGCCGAGCAAGAUGGCACUCACCGUGAUUCUCGUGCUGAUGCGCAUGAUGGGCACCGGCGGCGUCGCCCACGGCAUCAAGACGACGCGCGCCCUCAUCAGCGUCGGCCGAGCCAUCGAGCAGGAGUACCACGUCGGCCUCACACGCAGCCACCCCGAGAUUUUCACCAACGCCAAGGCAGCCCACGAGGUGCUGCGCAAGCGCGGCCUGCUCGACCACGAGGCGCGCCGCAACCUGCGCCAGUGGCAGCGCGACCAGGCGGCCGCCGGUGGCGUGGGCGGCACCGGCCAUGAGGCCGCUGCGCAGUGGUCCCAGUCCACCCGCGCCAAGGUCGGCAGCUACCUGGUCCAGCACCUCAUGGCUGCUGCCACGGUAGUCCGCCGGGGACAGGACCGCGACGGCGUGCAGUGGGUCGAGGACCAGCCGGCAUUCUACUCGGCGUACCAGUACGUGCAGGGCAAGAAGCUGGGUGUCAUCCGGGCCAACGACGUCGUGGCCAAGCGCCUCGACCGCGAGUCGCUCGGCGAGACGUUCCAUGCGCGCCACCUGCCCAUGCUCGUACCCCCACGCCUCUGGCUCAGCCACGAUUCGGGCGGCUACCUGUCGAUGAAGACGUCUGCGAUGCGCUACAAGGACUCGGCCGAGCAGGGCUCCUAUCUCCGCGAGGCGUCUGACAACCACCACCUCGAGACGGUGCUGGCGGGGCUCGACGUGCUGGGCUCCACGCCCUGGGUCGUCAACGGCAAGGUGCUCGACGUCAUGACGCGCGUGUGGAAUGCCGGCACCGAUGUGGCGGACAUGCCCCCGCUGGAGCCGGCAUCCAAGGAGCCCGAGCGGCCCGCCGACUACGAGACGGACCUCAAGGCGCGGGCCACUUACUUGGGCCGGCUCAAGCACCACCACCAGGAGCGGGCGAACAACCACUCGCAGCGGUGCGACGUCAACUACAAGCUUGAGAUUGCGCGUGCCUUUGCCGGCGAGCGCUUCUACUUCCCCCACAACAUGGACUUCCGCGGGCGCGCCUACCCGAUCCCCCCGCACCUCAACCACAUGGGCAACGACCUCUGCCGUGGGCUGCUGCUGUUUGCCGACGCCAAGCCGCUGGGCCGCUCGGGCCUGCGCUGGCUCCGCAUCCACCUCGCCAACGUCUAUGGGUACGACAAGGCGAGCUUCGCCGAGCGCGAGCAGUUUGCCAUCGACCACGAGGCCGACGUGCGCGCCGCUGUGGCCGACCCGCUCGCCGAGUCUGGUUCAGGUCGCUGGUGGCUCGCGGCCGACGAUCCCUGGCAGUGCCUCGCCACGUGCUUUGAGCUCGUCGCUGCCCUCGACCACCCCGAGGGCCCCGAGGCGUACGAGUCGCAGCUGCCCGUGCACCAGGACGGCACGUGCAAUGGCCUGCAGCACUACGCCGCGCUCGGCGGCGACCUGGCGGGCGCCAAGCAGGUCAAUCUCAGCCAGGGCGAGCGGCCGUCGGAUGUGUACACGGGCGUGGCUGACCUCGUGAUUGAGCAGCUGGCGCGCGAUGCGGCUGGCCAGAGUACCGUGGUUGACAACAGCGACGACAAGGGCGGCAGCGACGAGGGCAGCAGCGACAAGAGUAAGAGCAACGGGCAAGGGAGUGGUGAAGCACAGCGCCUCGCGCGCAUCCUCGAGGGCAAGGUCACGCGCAAGGUCGUCAAGCAGACGGUCAUGACGACCGUCUACGGCGUCACGUUCAUCGGCGCCAAGAACCAGGUGCAGCGCCAGCUGGCGGACCGGGGCGACAUUGCGCACGAGGAUCUGUGGCAGGCCGCCUCGUACCUGGCCAAGGUCAUUAUGAACUGCAUCGGCGACCUCUUUACGGGCGCCGAGCUGAUCCAGCACUGGCUGCAUGAGAGCGCCUUUCUGAUCGCCAAGAGCAUCCCGCCUGCGCGCAUACAGGCCAUGGACGGCCUCGCUGCUGCCGCUGCUGGUGGCAGUAGCGCUGGAGACAGCGACGCUGCUCGUUUGACGGCGACGACAAAGGCGCGCGCGCUCGACGAGGCCAGCAAGCGCGAGCAGAUGACGUCGGUCAUCUGGACCACGCCCCUCGACCUGCCCGUCGUGCAGCCGUACCGCAAGGUGACGCGGCGCCAGGUCAUGACGGCCAUGCGCACCGUCUUUCUCCACGACCCGCAGACGAACACGCAGGUGUCGCCGCCGAAGCAGGCGAGCGCCUUUCCGCCCAAUUUCAUCCACAGCCUCGAUGCGACGCACAUGAUGCUUACCGCGCUCGAGUGCCGCCACAUCGACCUGACGUUUGCCGCCGUGCACGACAGCUACUGGACGCACGCGUGCGACAUUGACACGAUGAGCGAGCUGAUCCGCGACACGUUUGUGCGCCUGCACAGCCGCAAUCUGCUCGGCGAGCUGCGCGACGAGUUCCUGGACCGCUACCGUGGGUUCCGCGUGCCGCGCGAGGCGGCCGACAAGCUGCGAGCGCGCCGCGAGCAGCGCGCCGCCAAGCGUGGGCUGGCCUCGGCGGGCGAGAUGGAGCGCCAGGCGCGCCUCCUCGAUUUGGACAACGAUGGCGAGGAAGCCAACAGCGAGGAAGUCACAGGCGACGCCGAGGAGAUUGGCGGCGACGACGAGGUCCACGGCAGCAGCGGCGAGGACAUCAGCAUCGACGACGGCGAAGUCAGCGUCGCGGGCGAGCAGGGAGAGGAAGUCGCAACGACGACAGCAGCAACAAAGACAAAGGGGAGGAGCAAGGCAAGGGGACGCCGCUCGCGCCAGGACCGCAGCGGGCUGCCCUACUACGUCGACCUCGGCGAGGCCCUGCCGCCGAUCCCGACCAAGGGCUCCUUUGACGUAAAGGAGACGCGCAACAGCCUCUACUUUUUCUCGUAGAUGUCUCUCCUUCAUAGACGUUUUUCACACACCAUCACCAUUCCUCAUUCAUCCAUUCAUCCACUCAUCCAUCAGUAAUUCCAAUGUGCAAUGUGACCAUUUUUCAAUUCCAUCUUGUCAGACU